AUGGCUGGGAAUAAACUCCUCGUCUAUUUACUUCGCCGCGACCUCCGGGCCACCGACAAUCCCAUCCUCCACCACCUGGCCACUUCUGACCACGGCUUCACUCACCUCCUUCCCAUCUACAUCCUCCCCCCUCAUCAGAUCGAAACAUCCGGCUUUGUCGUUGAAGGCCAAAAGUCCCCAUACCCACUAGCCAAGAGUCAGGUCGGUCGUUUCUGGCGAUGUGGCCCCCUACGAGCCAAGUUCCAGGCCGAGUGUAUCUGGGAUGUCAAGAAGAACUUUGAAAACAUUGGCAGUGGCAUGCUGAUUCGAAUCGGCAAGUUUGAUGAUGUCUUGAAGCACUUGAUCAAGUCGUUGAAUGAAGACCAUCAAUCUAUCGACACCGUCUGGAUGACUGAGGAGCCUUCGAAAGAAGAGCUGGACGAUCAGACCGCUGUUGCUUCUGUGUGCUCUAAGGAGGGCAUUGGCUUCAAACUCUGGCAUGAUGAAAAGUAUUUCAUUGAUGAAAAGACACAAGAGCCCUUGCGAGAGCGUCCUCGCCCACCUCUACCCCGUCCGCAGGCCGGAUCUUUGCCUUCCUUUCCUUCAUGGAUCCCACCACAACAAGCCCCUUUUAGAAUUCCCGACGAUUAUGACGAAUUCGAACGACUCUUGCUAGAACCAGUCAAAGCUCCCAUCAUCUCUGACCCUCCACAGUUCCCUGAAGGGGCCAAAUCUGCUCAUCCAUUCAAGGGUGGCGAGACGCCUGCCUGGGACCGUCUCUACCAUCUCAUCAAAUCAGGAGCAAUGACGACUUACCAAGAGACCAGGAACGGUCUAUUGGGGACGGAAUACAGCACGAAACUGAGUGCCUUUCUGGCCAUGGGCACAAUCACCGCUCGGUCAAUCCAUGCGGAACUUGUCAAGUUCGAAGAUGGCUCGGAAGAGAGCUACUCCAGAGGAUUUGGUUUCGGCAAAGGGGAAAAUGAAGGAACGCGGGCUGUACGUUUCGAGUUGUUAUGGCGCGAUUACAUGCGACUCUGCACUUUUAAAUUCCGAACUCGACUCUUUAAGAUCGAUGGGUUUAAGGGAGCUAGUGGAAACUAUACCAAAAAAUGGCUUACAGAUCGUGAAGAAGAUGCUGAACCCGAUCAAAACCCAACUCCAGCACAAGUCAAAGACAUGAUCGACCGUUGGAUACGUGGCACUACAGGCAUGGGCCUAGUCGACGCUUCGCAAAGAGAGCUUCAGCUGACAGGCUACACCAGUAAUAGAGCACGCCAGAACGUCGCUUCUUACCUCACAAAGUCUUUGGGAAUAGACUGGAGACUUGGAGCAGAAUACUAUGAGCAAUCACUUAUUGAUUAUGACACUCAUAGCAAUUGGGGAAAUUGGCAAUACCAGGCCUCGUGUGGCAACGACCCUCGAUCGAGAUCCUUCAAUCAGGUAAAGCAAGCAUUCGAUUAUGAUCAAGAUGGUCGCUUUACCCGCACAUGGGUCAAUGAGGUCAAAUCGAUCGACCGACUUGAGCAUGUGUUUCAGAUUUGCACCUGCCCCAAACAGGAGUUGGAAAAACACGGUCUUUCAGACAAUAUCAUGGUCACAAACCCCCUGAAAAGGAUUGAUUUUUCUGUUACAAAGCCUAGAGGAAACCGGAGGCCGUAUCGCUGGCGAAAGCAGGGAGACCGUGGCCGAGGAGGAAGAGGAGGGAGAGGUGGAGGCACAGGGAAUACUUCUGGAAAUGGUGACAAUCGUCAUAACGAACCUUCUCCUCCUAAUGGUGGCAAUCGUCACAACGAUUUUUCGCCUGCUAAUGGUGGCUCAUACAUGCAGGGUCAGCCAAUUUCAGGAGGCUAUCAACAAAUGGCUUGGCGAGGUAAUAGCCAUGGAUUACCUUCGGGAAGAGGUUACAAUUCUCGUCAGUACAUGCUGGACUACUCUCAGCAACAACAGCAACCCCAACACCAGCUCCAACAUUACUACGCUCAUCAACAACAUCAACACCCACACCCACGUCAACAGCAGCAACAAUUCUAUCACCAAAUACCUCCACAUAUCUAG
Molecule: messenger RNA, 2037 nt
Organism: Fusarium graminearum PH-1
Lineage: Eukaryota; Fungi; Ascomycota; Sordariomycetes; Hypocreales; Nectriaceae
Exons: 2
Coding region: 1-2037 (678 amino acids)
Biological process (GO): photoreactive repair
Molecular function (GO): damaged DNA binding; FAD binding; deoxyribodipyrimidine photo-lyase activity
Source: RefSeq, a predicted model, not a curated record